This is a messenger RNA of Fusarium proliferatum ET1, 1179 nucleotides long. RefSeq lists its product as uncharacterized. Lineage: Eukaryota; Fungi; Ascomycota; Sordariomycetes; Hypocreales; Nectriaceae. The coding region runs from base 1 to 1179 and encodes 392 amino acids. The record is from RefSeq and is a predicted model, not a curated record. The transcript has 3 exons.
AUGGUGCCGCCCGCUCAACCACUUCAUCGCCAUCAAAAGUCUCUAGAGGGUAUCAUAGACUUCUCAUCGCGCGAACCCUUGUCUGAGUCUCAUCGCGCCUCCGCUAUUCGUCGGUUUUAUCAAGUCAUCAAGCAUUUUAAUGGUAAUGACAUUAAACGAGGUCAAGACCAAUACGAUAAAGUGAAGCUUGUUCGCUUCACUUACGAAUAUUCUACCAGCCAAGUGUCUAAAGAUAAUGUUUUGAUCGCUGUUUUUGAGUUUUUGAAACUAUCAAUUACAUCUGAAGAGGAUAUCGACUUUGAAGAUGCCACGUACCGAAGCGAACUGAAGACCCACCUGUAUGAAUUCGCCGACUAUCUGGUCGACAACUUCUUUCUCCCGCUCAAAGCAUCCACCAAAAAGACACCACAACCAACACCAGCAUCUCACUCAGCUGUCAUAAAAACCCAACGCCAGGGCCAUGUCUUUUCUGGGACGCCAGAGCGUCUAGCCAGCCUCAGAGGUGCCUGCCUCAUACGAGAUCGGUAUCGCUGUGUUAUUUCACGCAAGUUCGACAGAGCUGAAGCUCUUAAGCGCUUCCAGCAACAAGGCGGAAGCAAGGCUGUUGAUCAAGACGGUGUUCCCUUGGCUGAUCCUGGGCAAAGGUUCGACUAUCUGGAGGUCGCACACAUACUUCCACACUCUCUCACUCAGCUCAACUCUUCUAAAGAGCUGAACUCUUCAAAAGUUGCGGCACUGGCGAUACUCAAUAUGUUUGACAGUGGUAUUGCCCACUUGAUCGAGGGAAUCGACAUUGAUCGUCCGUGUAAUGCUCUGACACUGACUCUAAGUCAUCACGUGUCCUUUGGUGACUUUCGCGUCUACUUUGAGCCUGUCGGAGAUACACCGCAUACAUAUCGUAUAGGCACAUUUCUACCGCCUGGUCUUGCAGAAGAUGUCCCCGUUACUCGAACGUUUUUCCUUACUGAGGACAAGAACAUUGAUCCACCGUCGUCUCGAUUCCUUGCCGUUCACCGUGCUAUCGCGCAUAUCCUGCACCUUUCUGCCGCGGGCGACUACAUCGAUGACAUGCUGAGCGAUGUUGAGGGAUUUGGCAUUCGUUCAGAUGGGUCUACUGACCUGUCUCGACUACUGAAAUUGAGAUUUGAUGAUUGGGCAGUUGGAGAGGUCCACGGAUGA